UCGACCCGAUAGCAUUCUAUCGCUGUCAGCUGUUAUCAGGUACCGCGUGUUUUUGUGUGUUUUCUUGUUUUAGAUUCUGAAAUUAACUCCAAAAUGAGUGACGAUGAAGAGCAAUACAAUCCAAAGUCGCACAAAAAGCUAUUGCAAGCAAUCAGCAACCUUGGCAAUGUACAGCACAUACGAAAAUCCACACGCGACGAGCGCCAGCAGCAACAGGAUGAAUUUCAGUUAGUGAAGCGCAACAACAACAACGCGGAGCAUGCUCCACGAGCAGUUGGCGUCAAUGAUUUGGUGCAGAUAUUGCGCAGCUCCAAGCACAUUGCCACCGGUAAGAAACUGAAAAAUUUACAUAGCUCGAAGAAGGUGCUGGAGAAGCCUUUGGAAAAGCCGGCAGCUGAUCGCAUCAAGCGUAAAAUUGGCUAUGAAGGUGUGAAGAAAAAACUUGGUCGUUGGGAUGCCAUCGUGUCCAAGCAACGUGCAGCGGAAACACAGAUAUUUCCCAUACCAUCGGAUACAAUUUACAUUAAUACGGCUGCUCAUGUGAAAAAUCUAAAAGGCCGUGUCAAAUCGGAUUUGGCUAAAGAGCUAGAGGCCAGUGAUCAAAAGCUGAAAGAGUUACGCAAAGCCCAGAUAGGCGACACCACGGACGAGAAAGAGCUGGCCAAGAAAGAGCGGGAAUUGCUGGAAAAGAAGUUGACACGUGAUGAACUCUUUGCACGUCGCAAAGAGUUGGCUUAUUUGAAGAUGCGUGAGUCCCAGAAAUCGGCUAAGGCACGUUUGCAGAACAAAAUCAAGUCGAAGAAGUAUCACAAGCUGCAGAAGCGACAGAAGAUUUUGGAGCAAAUCAAGGAAUUCGAAGUGCUUCAAAAAACAAAUCCAGAGGCAGCACUCGAAAAGCUAAAUGCGUUAGAGAAGAGUCGUGUGAUAGAGCGCGCUAGUCUGCGGCAUAAAAACACCGGCACGUGGGCCAAAAAUCUGCAAGUGCGUGCUAAGUACGAUAAGGAUGUUCGCAAGGAUCUGGCAGAACAAUUGGCAGUGAGUCGUCAGCUUACCGAGAAGAAAAUUGAGUCGGAGAGUGAAGAUGAGCAGGAGAUGAAAGUGGAAACUGAUGCGCCAGUGCCCACCGAUCCAUUCAAUCCUUGGACAAAAGGCAAGGCAGCACAAAAAACUGCUGAAAGCCAAGCGGACGAGGAUCCCAACUGGCGAAAGUAUUGGACUGAACGUAAUGCAAAUGAAAAACUUCUUGCCGAACAUCAGGCGGACCUGGAAGCUGUUAAGGAAGAGAAAGAGCAGGAGAAGAAGACCUCAAAAGCGCCCAAAAAGAAGCCACUUAAAAAGAAAAAAGCCAAUGUUACUGUGGAAAAUGGCUGGGUAGUUGAGGAAGUAGAUGCAACACCUAAAGCUGAGACAAUUGAUGAUAUUUUUGAGCAGCAUGACGAAGAUGUGCGUCAAAAGUUGAGUAAAAAACUGGAAAAGCUGAAGAAACAAGCGGAAAUACUGAAGCAGCCAAAAAUGAAGGCAAAACCGACAAAGAAGAAACGAGAUGAAUUAAAAAAUCUCAAGGAUUUGGCUUUUAAGAAAACCAAGCAGCGCAUCGAAAUCGAUGAACCGCUCAAUCACGAGGAGGAGCAAUCCCAGUCGACUCUGGAUGUGGUUAAUAAACUAACGACGACGGAGGAGACUGCAGCAGAGCCAUCAGCCGAUAGUGCAAUUGAUCCGAAUAAAGUCACAACAAUAACGUUGAAGCAGAGAAUGCGCGACUCGGAUGCCAUUAACGAUGCUUUGGCGGAAGAUGAUGAAGCUGACUAUGAUGAGAGUGAUGCUGCGGCAGAGCGUCAAUUGACCAUCAGUCAGGCGUUUGAGGAUGAUGAUAUUAUUGCUGAUUUUAACAAGGAUAAAACGAAAGACUCCGAGAUAAAGAACGCAGAGAUACAAUUAGCUAUGCCCGGUUGGGGUUCGUGGGCAGGCGCAGGCAUAUCGCAAGAGGUGCUAAAUAGACGCAACAAGCGACUGUUGCUCAAAUUGGCGGCACCGGAAAAGCGACGCGAUGAGAACAAGGAUAAUCUGUAUAUUAACGAGACGACCAACAAACAGGCGCGUGCACAUAUGGUCUCCAGCAUACCGUUCCCCUUCAAAUCCCUGGCGGAUUAUGAGGCCAGCAUUCGUGCACCGAUUGGGCGUAAUUUUGUGCCGGAAACGGCAUUCCGCAUGAUGACACGUCCGGCUGUUAUCACGCGCAAGGGUCAAGUUAUUGAGCCAAUGAGCGAAAGUGAAUUGGUGAAACCUGAUCGACGAUUGCGUCAUGUGGUGGACAGAAGGAUACAACGGUUGCCACUUCACCAGAAGGCUAAGAUAGCAUAGAUUUAAAUACAGAAGUAAAAUUAUAUUAAUAUGAAUUAAAAUGAAACCAUUUUUAUGAAACAAAACA
Drosophila sulfurigaster albostrigata is the source of this 2428-nucleotide messenger RNA. RefSeq names its product U3 small nucleolar RNA-associated protein 14 homolog A. Gene Ontology annotation, cellular component: small-subunit processome; nucleolus. Gene Ontology annotation, biological process: rRNA processing. The transcript has 2 exons. Lineage: Eukaryota; Metazoa; Arthropoda; Insecta; Diptera; Drosophilidae. The record is from RefSeq and is a predicted model, not a curated record. The coding region runs from base 94 to 2361 and encodes 755 amino acids.